Dothidotthia symphoricarpi CBS 119687 is the source of this 1803-nucleotide messenger RNA. RefSeq lists its product as uncharacterized. Gene Ontology annotation, biological process: regulation of DNA-templated transcription. Bases 1 to 1803 code for a protein of 600 amino acids. The transcript has 4 exons. Lineage: Eukaryota; Fungi; Ascomycota; Dothideomycetes; Pleosporales; Dothidotthiaceae. The record is from RefSeq and is a predicted model, not a curated record. Gene Ontology annotation, molecular function: zinc ion binding; DNA-binding transcription factor activity, RNA polymerase II-specific.
AUGACGCCAAAAUCUGGAAGUAGAGACGCGAAAGCGACCCGUCAAUGUUGGGAGUGCCACAGACGACGACUUGUCUGUGAUCAUACAUUACCCCACUGCAAAAAGUGCCAGAAGGCCGGCAAGGAGUGCCCUGGAUACGACGAACAGAAGCCGUUGCAGUGGGUGGAACCAGGGAAAGUCAUAUAUAGAAGAGGGAGGAAAAACAUCCCACCUAAGACUUACGUCGCUUCGCGUACGAUUCAGACGGUUACGAGUCGAGAAGAUCCUCGUGGUUGUCCCUCGUCAACUAAAACACCGCCUACAGACGAUGUACUCCGUGAUGGUUCCGAUCUGCGAUUGGCUUUGGCAACAUGGGAACCUGUUAACAAAACAUGGUGGGGGCGUUUAGCUGUGGACUGCGAAGAAAAGGUACAUUGGGAGCAAGCGUUCCAAACCGCAAAGAUAGUAGAAGCCCUUGGUAAAAUGUCCCAACGCAGCGACAGGAGACAGUUGGAGAGAGUAGUUCGGGGCGGGCUUCGCAGGGAAGCCUCAGAGAUAUUGCGAGACGCAAAAGACCCACUCGAGAAACUGAAGGGCCUGUUGAUGCACAUGCAAGCCCACGAUUUGCCAACCUAUGACUAUUUGUCAAACGAAACUUCCGAAGUAGUACAGGCUGUCAACUACUUCAAUGUCCGCCUGAUUCCUCAAGUCAUAGCUGCGGGCGAAAUGGCACCGAAUCCAGCCAUGAUACUGGUUCCUCUGCAGAUCCUGCAUCUCCUCCCACCUGCUGUUCACCAUACUUUUGUAUGCUUAGCUCUAAAUCACUUCACCCUGAGUGUUCCUUCUGGAACUGACAGCGUAGUGGCGACCAACAAUAAAUUGAAGGUCUAUCGACAUCGUGGUCAUGCCAUUCGAGCCCUGAAUGAGUUAAUUUCCAGUGAUAAAACGCGAUGUAGUGACAUGGCGAUUGUCAGUAUACUCACAUUCUUGAGUAUGGAGCUGUCAAACCCCAUGGCUACUGACUGUCGUGCCCACGCAGAUGGCCUUCAGCGUCUCAUUGAUAUGCGUGGCGGCCUCAAGAGCCUGAUAAGUGAACCACAGCUAACGUCGUCGCUAGUCAUUUACAUUCUCAUUACAAACCUCGCGAACACAUGCAGCCCGCCAUGGAACCAACUCGCCUUGAACGCGGAGGACUCCUUGGAAACGUACAUCUCAGACAUCACCCCAGUCUACAGCCUGAUCUUCCCGUACACUCUCAGUCCGCCAGCACUCUUCUUCGAUCUGAUCCGCAUCAACCAACUUCGCAAAUCGGCCUCAGCAUCCCUUCUUCUAUACAUCGACAAUCCAGCCCACGCCCUCGAAGCCCAAGAAAUACUUGCCCGUAUCGAAGCCUUCAUUCCAGAAGACUGGGCACAACCCGGCGCCCAUUACGACGAAUGGUUACUCAUCGGAACGAUCCACCAGUCUGCACUGGCGAUCUACUGCACAAUGUCGCUUCAGUCACUCGGUGUCCUGCCCAAUAAUCUCGAAAUGGAUGCCAUGCGAUCCGCUCACGGUGAUCGUCUGCGUACGAGCUUGACAACAGCAUUCAACUCCACGCGCCUGUCGAGAUUCGUCAUGUGGCCCCUUGUCGUCGCCGGAGUCGAAGCAGGAUAUCGGAGUGAGAACGUGAGGCGUUGGGUUGCACAACGAUUGUCAGAAAUGAGUCGUGAUUUGGGGACUAGCAGUCCGUUGCGGGCACGGAAGGUGCUUAUGAGGUACUGGGAGAGGGGACUACCUGACUGGGAUGAGUGUUUUGAUCGAGCGUAUGUUUUCAUUAUUUGA